Messenger RNA from Suillus clintonianus, 1220 nucleotides. RefSeq lists its product as uncharacterized. The record is from RefSeq and is a predicted model, not a curated record. The transcript is spliced from 7 exons. The coding region runs from base 195 to 1127 and encodes 310 amino acids. NCBI's taxonomy places the organism in Eukaryota, Fungi, Basidiomycota, Agaricomycetes, Boletales, Suillaceae.
GGCACCACAUGGCACCAAACAGGUUAUCAGUCAAAGCGCUCCGCUCUGUGUAACCCUGUAGGUUGUCGUCAUUGGCUAGAAAUAUUAUGCAAAGGUCUGUCAUGGAGACAUGUAUCUCCACGCGUCACAUAUAAGGCCAGUCGUUACAAUUUGCGUCUGCAGCUCACCCUUUCCUUGUCCACCCUAGGUAUCUGAUGGCGGCGUUAUUCUACUACUCGUCUGGCCUGAUCAUCGCGGGGUCGGUGUCACAUACCAUUGCUAUACUCUGCACCAUCGCCAGGCUUAUUUACAGAACCUGGACGCGUCACUUCUGGUGGGAAGAUGCAUGGGCGGCAGUUGCACUGAUCACAGACGCUCUUUGCCUGGCAAGCAUCUGGCUCGACGCAAGAAUAACUUCCUGGAUCCUCUCAGUCACACUCACCUCCGUCAUCUGGGCUGCGCGCAUGAGCAUCAUUUUCUCCAUAAUCCGCAUCGCCAACCACUCAGGGUGCAAGAUCUACAAACGGAUUACGUAUCUUAUUGCAGUAUCCUUCGCGUGCAUGUGGGCCGCGCUGAUUGCCCAAAAGAUGAGCACAUGCAAAAUCAGCGGGUGCCUAAUGCCGGAGUCAGUGGCGCUCUCACAACUGAUCACGGCUGUCAUCGCGGACGUCUCCCUUGUUGUUGCGCCGUUGUAUCUCUGGAACAACGUAGGGCUCUCGCGUAGCAGAAAAAUAUUAGUCCUAUCUGCGUUCGGCGCAUCUAUUCUAAUCACCGCCAUCACAAUCCCCCACUCUAUAGGCCUCUCCAUGGGCCAAACAGCAACUGUGCUCACCUUGGCACACGUCAAGGCUGCCCUCAGUCUCAUCGUCUGCAACCUCCUGGUGAUCGUGACCUUCUUAUACCGCAUGUGCUCAAAGGAAACGUUCGAUCUUGACCAAUCAUUCACAUCCAAUCAAGUCUUCACAAGCAUCAUCCUGUCACAGGUGCCCGGUAGUACAAUCGCCGAGACGUCACUCUCUAUACAAGAGGAGGAAACCUCGAGACAGAACAAUAUGGCGCAGACUGGAGCGACGAAGCCAAAGAAUGAAGAUGCAAGCAUGCGUUAUGCCGAAGAGGGCACUAGUACCCAGAAAGAUGGCGAGCAAUGAUUGAUCGAGAGGGAAGUUGCGAAAUAUGAUGGCAGCCCGCGUUCCCAUAUGUUAAUAUGUACAUACAAGUUGUGUAGGAUUGAACUGGAGUGG